AUAACUCAAGGUGCAUCUCUGGGUCAUCUCACACAAGAGGUCCACAUCUUCAAAACUCCUCCACAAAACAUUGUACAACCUAUAUUUACUUUUCUGCUAUUUUGCACACCAGUAUUUCUACUUCCACAUCAUCAUAUCUACCACUCCGGUGUUAAUUUGCUAAAUUGUAAUUACUUCGCUACUAUGGCCUAUUUAUUGCCUUACCUCCUUACUCCAUUUGCACACACUGUAUAGACUUUUUCUAUUGUGUUAUUGACUGUACGUUUGUUUAUGUGUAACUCUGUGUUGUUUGUGUCACACUGCUUUGCUUUAUCUUGAACAGGUCACAGUUGUAAAUGAGAACUUGUUCUCAACUGGCCUAACUGGUUAAAUAAAGGUGAAAUACAUGUUUUAAUAAAAAAAUAUAUAUGUUUAAACUACCUAUCAGAGCCUAUAUUUGAUGAAAGCACAGUCCAUAGCUUUGCCAGUGCAAGAUCGGGAUCACCAUGUGCACCAGCACUCUAAAAAGACAUCUGCUGGUCUGGAAUGAGAGAGCAGCAGUUCUUAACAUCUUUAAUAAGUUUUAUUUUCACAAGUCAAAAUGUUGUUAACAUAGAUGGUCCUGGACACAACAACAUGAAACUAUCUAUCAUAAUCCUAGCCUAGAGGUUAGAGCGUUGGGCAAGUAACCGAAAGGUUGCAAGAUCGAAUCCCCGAGCUGACAAGGUAACUCACCAUUCCUAUGCAGUCAUUGAAAAUAAGAAUGUGUUCUUAACUGACUUGCCUAGUUUAAUAAAUGUCAAAUAAAUAAAUAUAUGAACGAAUAUCAUCCCUGACCUGUGGUGGUGAUGAUGAUGAUGCUCUGUUUUCCAAGAUCUCUACGAAUCAGAGCCUGGUGUCUGGGCUGUUUCAGUGACAUCACGGUUUCUGUACGUCCUCUCACAACAACUUCCUGUUUGAUUGCCAUAAAAAGCAUUAAUGUUGCUGAUCUCUGCCAUUCUCACUUCACACAUUCUAAAGGGACUGAGAGAAACAGUGAGAAAGGGAGUAAUAGACAGAGAACCAGAGAUCACAGUAUGAAAAUAAUGAAGUCAGCUGUUGUUGUCAUUGUGUUUCUCAACAUGCUGCAUCGCUGUCUGAGCAACAACUUACGCACAGAGAUCCUGAAUGACUUGAGUAACCUCACUCCGGAGAACUUCACUUAUCCAAAGCAGUACCGAGUACCAGCAUCACAAAUGCGGGAGAAAGCAUGUGAGUGCCAGGGGAUGUUUGCCACUGGGCUGAAGCAUGUGGUCAACAAGGUGAAGGCCCGGACCGAGGAACACAAACCACUUCUGAACAGACUACAAAAGAACAUCCAGGCUCUGCCUCAGAAAUCUACCCCUAAGGAGGCCAGUAUCUGCCCCAUGAAGAGCAAGUCGCUGCUAACCCGUCCACCGAAUACUGUUGUUCUAAUGGCUUACAUAUAUUUCCUUAAGAACCUGAACGAAAAGGAAUGUUAGAGAGAUACUACCGUAGAGAUAAUUCGAUUAUCUUUAUAUAUUAUAGAAUGAUCUCUUCUGGUAAUAUGGCCCAUAAAUACACUGCAUCUCUCUUUGUGUAAUAUGGCCCAUAAAUACGCUGCAUCUCUCUUUGUGUAAUAUGACCCAUAAAUACGCUGCAUCUCUCUUUGUGUAAUAUGACCCAUAAAUACGCUGCAUCUCUCUUUGUGUAAUAUGACCCAUAAAUACGCUGCAUCUCUCUUUGUGUAAUAUGACCCAUAAAUACACUGCAUCUCUCUUUGUGUAAUAUGACCCAUACAUACGCUGCAUCCCUCUUUGUGUAAUAUGACCCAUAAAUACACUGCAUCUCUUUGUGUAAUAUGACCCAUAUAUACGCUGCAUCCCUCUUUGUGUAAUAUGACCCAUACAUACGCUGCAUCUCUCUUUGUGUAAUAUGACCCAUACAUACGCUGCAUCUCUCUUUGUGUAAUAUGACCCAUAAAUACACUGCAUCUCUCUUUGUGUAAUAUGACCCAUAAAUACACUGCAUCUCUUUGUGUAAUAUGACCCAUAUAUACGCUGCAUCUCUCUUUGUGUAAUAUGACCCAUAAAUACGCUGCAUCUCUCUUUGUGUAAUAUGACCCAUAAAUACGCUGCAUCUCUCUUUGUGUAAUAUGACCCAUACAUACGCUGCAUCUCUCUUUGUGUAAUAUGACCCAUAAAUACGCUGCAUCUCUCUUUGUGUAAUAUGACCCAUACAUACGCUGCAUCUCUCUUUGUGUAAUAUGACCCAUACAUACGCUGCAUCUCUCUUUGUGUAAUAUGACCCAUACAUACGCUGCAUCUCUCUUUGUGUAAUAUGACCCAUACAUACGCUGCAUCUCUCUUUGUGUAAUAUGACCCAUACAUACGCUGCAUCUCUCUUUGUGUAAUAUGACCCAUACAUACGCUGCAUCUCUCUUUGUGUAAUAUGACCCAUAUAUACGCUGCAUCUCUCUUUGUGUAAUAUGACCCAUACAUACGCUG
Molecule: messenger RNA, 2486 nt
Organism: Oncorhynchus keta (chum salmon)
Lineage: Eukaryota; Metazoa; Chordata; Actinopteri; Salmoniformes; Salmonidae
Exons: 4
Coding region: 828-1481 (217 amino acids)
Source: RefSeq, a predicted model, not a curated record